This is a messenger RNA of Ectocarpus sp. CCAP 1310/34, 1691 nucleotides long. NCBI's taxonomy places the organism in Eukaryota, Phaeophyceae, Ectocarpales, Ectocarpaceae. The record is from the annotation of a GenBank genome assembly.
UUGAGCAGGGGGUCCCACAAGGUUGCACGCUGUCCCCAACAUUGUUCCAGGUGUUCAUCAACGAUCUGUUGGAAGUCGUAGAGGCAGUCCGGAAGGGAGUAAAAGUAGGGGACACGGAAACGUCGGUUUCAGGAAUGCUGUUUGCGGAUGAUUUUGUCGGUAUGUCGGACACCCCUGAGGGACUGCAACUGCAAAUUGACGCGGCGAAGAAGUUUACUGAUAAGUGGAGAUUGUCUGCCAACGUUCAGAAGAGUGCCGUCAUGGUAUGCAACGAGAACAAGGAGGAACCAGUAGAACAUAGAUGGAAGUGGGGGAUCGAGGAGAUUGCAGUAGUGGACCAGUACACAUACCUCGGAGUAGAGAUCGCAAAAGACUGCUCGUGGAAUGCACACAUGUCCAAGGUAGCGGAAAAGGGCAAAGCACGAGCAGGGAAGCUGCACCCAAUACUCGCAAACCGGCACCUCGAUACACGCAUCAAAUUGACGGUUUUGAAGAGCGUAAUCGUACCGCCGCUAGAGUACGCCGGAGAAGUAUGGGAAGGAAAUAAGAAGGUAGUGAAAGAACUCGAGGCGGCGCAGAUGAAAGCAGCGAAAACCAUCCUAGGAUGCUCCAGGCGCACAAGUAAUGCAGCCGUGAGGGCAGAAUUGGGGAUCCAAUCCCUACGGUCGGGAAGAGACGCGAGGAAGCUGACCUGGCAGUAUCGCAUGUGCGGGAUGGGAGAGGAGAGGUUGCCGAGAAUUGUAUGGGAGGCGAAGUGGGCAAACAAAAAGAGGGGUAGACAACCCACGGAAUGGGUCAAGGUUGUAGAGGACGUAUGGAAGGGGCUCGACAUCGACGAAGAUGAAACGCUGGAAACGGAGGGUCUACAGGGGUUCAAGGAGAAGAUAUCUGUUGCUUGUGCCGAGAGAGAAGAACAGAAUCUGAGGAAAGAAUCCAAGGAUAAGGAGGGUCUAGAAGUGUACGGAAUGUUGAAGGAAGGAAUAGGGUUCAAGGACUACCUACAUGGACCAAUGGAUGCAGGAACAAAGCUUAAGGUCAAAUUCAGGACCGGGGACAUAGGCCUUCGAGAACGUCGACGAAGACAUAGGACGGUAGACGAGGAAGACGACGAGUUCAAAUGUGAUUGCGGCUUCGAAUGCGAAGACCGUGUUCAUGUAGUCGCGGAAUGUCCGUUGUACAAGAAGGAGAGGGAAGUGUACGUGACUGAGCUGGGAAAAAUAGAUGGAACGUACAGGGAGAUGUUUGAGGCAUGGAAUAGAGAGGAAAGGACGGUAGCUGUACUGGGGCAUAGGAGGUGGGUUGAAAAGGCGGGAAGGGAUAUCGUUAGGAUAGACAGACUAGGGAAGACAUUUUUGAGCCACCUUUGGCAAAGUAGGAAGGAACGAUUGGCCAUCGGUGAUCGGUCCUGUGGGAACAAUGCUCCGUCCUCUCGAGGACGCGUGGUCAAUGGUCUAACCGCUAAGGCAUGCAAAACACAAAGAGUACGCCCCCCCCACCCCCCACAUCGUACCUUCUUCCCCACGACUCUCUCUGCCGUUGUGUUCACUAUGGACUCCCACCCUACAAUGACCCUGUCCCUGCUGCUUGUACGUCCACCUGUCCGUCUUCAACGCUCCUCAGCAGUUUGCUGAAAGGUUGUACACUACCAGCCAGUACCUUCUGGAAUUCAUCCCGUGUCCCAUCGUCUCCCA